Sporisorium graminicola is the source of this 423-nucleotide messenger RNA. RefSeq lists its product as uncharacterized. The transcript has a single exon. NCBI's taxonomy places the organism in Eukaryota, Fungi, Basidiomycota, Ustilaginomycetes, Ustilaginales, Ustilaginaceae. Bases 1 to 423 code for a protein of 140 amino acids. The record is from RefSeq and is a predicted model, not a curated record.
AUGACAUCGAUCAUCGCGCAAAUCCACAUCGACACGACCACCACAUCCUCCGAUCAACCUCUCCCCUCAACUCCAAUUUCACUCUCUAACGCGUCGACCACGCUCACCCCAAGCACUCAACUGUCUAUCCCACUGUCCAAUUCCCAAAAUGCAGCAGAACCCACAAAGCCGCAGCAACUCUCGGAUCUCGCAGAAGCUAUCAGCACGACGCGCGCGAGCCUCAAUCAACUCUUGACCACCUGGAAGGACUGGGCUGGCAAGGAGGACAGCCGUACCGGAAACCCCAACGUUGCCGCUGACAAUCACGAAGACAACGAGGAAGAAGAAGAAGAAGAAGAAGAAGAAGAAGAAGAAGAAGAAGAAGAAGAAGAAGAAGAAGAAGAAGAAGAUGAUGAUGAUGAUGACGACGAAGAUGAGGAGUAG